Molecule: messenger RNA, 2307 nt
Organism: Amaranthus tricolor (Joseph's coat)
Lineage: Eukaryota; Viridiplantae; Streptophyta; Magnoliopsida; Caryophyllales; Amaranthaceae
Product: probable methyltransferase PMT21
Exons: 8
Coding region: 367-2118 (583 amino acids)
Cellular component (GO): cytoplasm; trans-Golgi network; endosome
Molecular function (GO): methyltransferase activity
Source: RefSeq, a predicted model, not a curated record
UUCUGGGUUUCUCCCUCCAUUUAUCUUUAAUCAUUUCUCUCUUUCUCUCAAUCACGGGGUAAAGAACGAAAAAGAAACAGGGUAAUUGUUUGGCUCCUAGAUAUCUGCAAAAUAUCUAGUCAUUUGGGAAAAACACGGGGUAAAGAACGAAAAAGAAACAGGGUAAUUCGUUUUUCUGCCAUUUCUUCCAUUUCAUGUAAAGAUUUUUAAAUUUUCUUUUUGCCCCUUUUCUUCGUUUACUGUAAAUGGGUAUCUUUAAAUCUUCUUAAAAUUGAUGGGUCUCCAGCAAACUUCAUUUUUUAAUGGUGUAAUGUUGCAAAAUCAAGAAUUCUGAAUAAUGGGUAUGUAGGUUAAUCAAGUCCUAAAAUGAGGAGGAUGAGGGAAGGAAGGCUGAGUUCUCUCACUUAUAAAGGCGUGAAGAUCGUCCCUCUGUGUCUUAUGAUUAUAGUAUUAUGUGGAGUUUCAAUUUAUUUUGAUGGGGUUUUCAUUCCCUUGAAAACACCCAUUGAUGCUAAAGACAAUGUCAUCUCCUUUCCUGAAUGUGACAUUGAUUAUCAAGACUACACUCCAUGCACGGAUCCUAGGAGAUGGAACAAGUAUGGUUAUCAAAGGCUUACUUUCUUGGAACGACACUGUCCACCAAUAUUUGAAAGAAAAGAAUGCUUGGUGCCUCCACCUAAUGGGUAUAAACUACCAAUCAGAGGUCCAAUGAGCAAGAAUGAGUGUUGGUACAGAAAUGUGCCAUAUGAUUGGAUCAACGAGCAGAAGUCUAAUCAGAAUUGGCUGAGGAAAGAAGGCGAGAAAUUCGUCUUCCCUGGUGGAGGUACUAUGUUCCCUAAUGGAGUUAGUCAAUAUGUAAAUCUUAUGGAAGACUUGAUACCACAAAUGAAAGACGGGACAAUUCGUACUGCUAUCGACACUGGCUGUGGGGUUGCGAGCUGGGGAGGUGAUUUGUUGGAUCGGGGGAUUCUAACUGUGUCUCUGGCCCCAAGGGAUAACCAUGAGGCACAAGUCCAAUUUGCCCUGGAACGCGGUAUUCCAGCAAUUCUAGGUGUCCUUUCAACGCAACGGCUUCCAUUCCCUUCUAAUACAUUUGAUAUAGCUCAUUGUUCAAGAUGUCUGAUCCCCUGGGCCGAGUUUGGUGGAGUGUACCUCAUGGAAAUUCAUCGUAUAGUGCGUCCUGGUGGAUUUUGGAUUCUCUCAGGACCUCCUGUCAACUAUCAAAACCGCUGGAAGGGAUGGAAUACUACAGCUGAGGAGCAACGAAGGGACUACGAGAAACUACAGGAGUUGCUUACUUCGAUGUGCUUCAAGCUGUAUAAGAAAAAGGAUGAUAUUGCUGUGUGGCGGAAGGCGUCUGACAAUAGCUGCUAUAAUAAGAAGCUCGCUUACCCCGAAGCUUACCCUCCUAAGUGCGACGACAGUCUAGAGCCUGAUGCGGCUUGGUACACACCUCUUCGCACAUGUGUGACAGUUCCAAAUCCAAAGCACAAGAAUUUGGGCUUGAAAUCAAUACCCAAAUGGCCACUGCGAUUGACUACUGCACCAGAUCGCCUCUCUGGUGUUCCUGGUGCUAAUGCCGGUACCUUCAAGCAAGAUGAGAGCAAGUGGAAGGUCAGAGUGAAGUAUUACAAGAAAUUGAUCCCGGCCCUUCGAACUGACAACAUACGCAAUGUCAUGGAUAUGAAUACAUUGUAUGGGGGUUUCGCAGCUCGACUAAUUGAGGAUCCCGUUUGGGUUAUGAACGUGGUGUCCUCGUAUGGCCUUAACACAUUGCCUGUGGUUUAUGAUCGGGGGCUCAUUGGCACUUAUCAUGACUGGUGUGAGCCAUUCUCGACGUACCCUAGAACAUAUGAUUUUCUUCACGCGGAUGGACUCUUUACUGCUGAAAGCCACAGGUGCGAUAUGAAGUACGUGCUCUUAGAAAUGGACAGAAUCCUACGACCUAAUGGAUAUGUUAUCAUUCGGGAAAAUAACUACUUUAUGGAUAAGGUUGAUGCUAUCGCAAAGGGGAUGAAAUGGGAAUGUCGUAAGGAAGAAACCGAGUAUGAUAGUGAGAAUGAAAAGAUAUUAGUUUGCCAGAAGAAACUGUGGUACUCUAAACAGUCUUUGAAAUGACAAUUGAGCUCUUUUAAGUCAGAUUCAUAGAGUUUUGUAGUAGAGUUAGUUUUAGAGUUAUAGCAAGGCAAAGCAUAUAUGUGAUUCUUUGUGGAUUUUAUAGAACAAAGUAGGGGUUUCACACUGAUAUUUGUCGAUUUUAAGGAAUAGUAGAAAUAAUAACAUCUUAUCAUAAUCUCAUUCAAAAGU